GUGGAGUGUGGAGUCGGGCUGCGCGCUGACCGUGUCUGCGGCUGCGAGCCACACCGGUCGGGGGACGCUUCCCGGCAGCGCGGGCGGCCCCGGUCCCCUCGGGCUCCGCGGUCCGGACGGCACCAUGGACGACAAGGAGCUAAUUGAAUAUUUUAAGUCCCAGAUGAAGGAAGAUCCUGACAUGGCCUCAGCAGUAGCCGCCAUCCGGACUUUGCUGGAAUUCUUGAAGAGAGAUAAAGGGGAGACCAUCCAGGGCCUGAGAGCAAACCUCACCAGUGCCAUAGAAACCCUGUGUGGCGUGGACUCCUCUGUGGCCGUGUCCUCAGGCGGGGAGCUCUUCCUACGCUUUAUUAGCCUCACCUCCUUGGAAUACUCGGAUUACUCUAAAUGUAAAAAGAUCAUGAUUGAGCGGGGAGAACUUUUUCUCAGGAGAAUAUCCCUAUCGAGAAGUAAAAUUGCAGAUCUGUGCCAUACUUUCAUCAAAGACGGGGCGCGAAUAUUAACUCACGCCUACUCCAGAGUGGUCCUGAGAGUUUUGGAGGCAGCAGUGGCGGCUAAGAAGCGUUUCAAGGUGUACAUUACAGAGUCACAGCCUGAUUUAUCAGGUAAGAAAAUGGCCAAAGCUCUCUGCCACCUCAACGUCCCUGUCACUGUGGUCCUAGAUGCUGCUGUUGGCUACAUCAUGGAGAAAGCGGAUCUUGUCAUAGUUGGCGCUGAAGGGGUUGUUGAAAACGGGGGCAUCAUUAACAAGAUUGGAACCAACCAGAUGGCCGUGUGCGCCAAAGCACAGAACAAGCCUUUUUAUGUGGUUGCAGAAAGUUUCAAGUUUGUACGGCUCUUCCCGCUAAACCAGCAAGAUGUCCCAGAUAAGUUUAAGUAUAAGGCAGAUACCCUGAAGUCUCUGCAGACCGAACAGGAUCUCAAAGAGGAGCACCCGUGGGUGGACUACACGCCUCCUUCCUUGAUAACACUGCUCUUUACAGACCUGGGGGUGUUGACACCCUCAGCGGUCAGCGACGAGCUCAUCAAGUUGUAUCUGUGACCGCUGGACCCUUCCCUGCUGGCGCAGCUGAGGCACUUGGGGCGGGGCACCUUCCAGAAAUACAAAUUAGAUUACUGGCUACUUAUCCAGUGAAAGACCUGCCCAAGCCCACCUCCCUUCUUCCCUGCACUCCAGACUGAUUUGCUACAAGCAUCAAAGAGAUGCAGGCCUUCCUGUGCAGCCAGGCGCCCCUUCAGGAACUAACAGCUGCCCGGGACACACAUGACGCACGGCGCCUCGUGAGAAAGGCUAGAAACCGUGUUCAGUUCCCAUCAGGCUUCCAGCGGUGAACACGAGCCAGGGACUGCCAUCCCCUCAUCGGUCUGGGGGCAGACAGAAUGGAAACCAGCAAGAGAACCCAAGGAAGGCGGAAACGCCAUUUAGCAGGAGCAUCCUAUAUGGCUCAUCACGUAUGAAGACCUUCCAGAACGUUUAUAAGCUGAAAUUCUGCAUCUGUGAAAGAUGUGAAUCUCCUUUAGAUGUUGUUUGUGCCUGAACAGCUUUUUAAAAUUGUACUUGGGGACAAAUCGAGCAUCUUUUCAAAUAAAUUCUAUGAGGGGUUUUGAGACGGUGUUGCAUCAGUACUGAGAGCUACCCGAGGCCCAAAGGUCCUGGCCAUCUUGGUGAGGCCUCUGCAGCUUCUGUCACACACCCAAGACAGUCAGAUGGAAGGAAAUAAUUUAUUCAACACGAGGCAUAUUUUUUUCCCAGAUUAGGAUUUGCUUCUUUAGUUUUUCAGAUACUCCCCCAUAAAACAGCGGUGAGGACUAUUCUUUGACAAGAACCCCAGCAACAUCAGCAACCCCAUGCCGGUGUUUUGUACAACCCCUGAAAGAGAUAACGAAAGUCCAGGGGAAAGGACACCCAGGAAGCUCAGAUGCCCGAAAACACUAAGGAACCUUAAAAAGCCAAAAAUCAAGUCUACCUCAGUAUCUUUGUUAGAAAGUUAGGUAUAAAAUAGCCACAGAAAAAUGAGCUUUAAUUUAUAGGCGACCCAUCAAAAUAAAUAUUGACAUCUGUUAUUUACACUCCGACAGUUACGCUCUUCCGUUACACUUAAAGGCCGGUGU
This is a messenger RNA of Panthera uncia (snow leopard), 2112 nucleotides long. RefSeq names its product eukaryotic translation initiation factor 2B subunit alpha (gene EIF2B1). NCBI's taxonomy places the organism in Eukaryota, Metazoa, Chordata, Mammalia, Carnivora, Felidae. Gene Ontology annotation, biological process: translational initiation. The record is from RefSeq and is a predicted model, not a curated record. The transcript is spliced from 10 exons. Gene Ontology annotation, molecular function: translation initiation factor activity; guanyl-nucleotide exchange factor activity. Gene Ontology annotation, cellular component: eukaryotic translation initiation factor 2B complex. Bases 125 to 1042 code for a protein of 305 amino acids.